Molecule: messenger RNA, 12753 nt
Organism: Coregonus sp. 'balchen'
Lineage: Eukaryota; Metazoa; Chordata; Actinopteri; Salmoniformes; Salmonidae
Source: the annotation of a GenBank genome assembly
AGAGACGUUUCAUUGGCUGCUUCCCUCCGUUGCUCAUUGCUUGCAUUCGUGGGUUGGUUUGUCAAUCAAAGUGCUAUUUUGUUUUCUUCCUGGUUAGCUGCACAGUGACAGAGGAGCAACAACAUUCGGUGAGUGUUCAUUUCAACUACUUUUCUAAUCAAGGUAAAUUGGACACAUAAUUUAGAGCUAGCAAUGUGGUUAUCCGCAGUGAUACUCUUCUAAGACACUUGCAAUUAUUAAGCCAAAGAUCAAAAUAACUUGAGCUGCGCCAGCCAAAAGCUGUGCUGCGACACCCAGGUAGCUAGAGCUGCUCGAUUCAGCAAGCUAAACGCACGAUGCAUGACAUUGUUUGCAUAACAACUUUAACGAACCAAGAAAUAUAGAGAAUAGGCUAGCUAUCAUCGGAUUAGUAGUAGUGGCUAGUAGGUAGAAAGCCAUCAUACAACCCAGUGUCGUGACUCGUGGUGGUGGCCAGCAGCAGCAGCUUUUUUGCUUGUUCACGUGUGUCGCGCUGCGCAGAUUCGCUCAAUUCUUCUUAUCUGAAUAUUUAAAUUAUUUGUUUGAGUGUUAGUUCGUUAAAUCAGAGCCCAACCUGAGCGGCAUUUUACCCAAGUCCAUCCAUAUGGAUAUUGUGUGGCUCACUUGACUAUAGAAUUGUAGGGAAUAUCCAAAUCGAGUACCACAGUAUGAGUCAUAAUACCCAUAAAACCUAGCGGUCAAACAAGGAAACGGUUCCAAUCUUUAUUUCCACCAUUCAUUUUCCCAUAGGGGAUUUUAAAAGUAGUUAAAAUAAGGGCUGUGUUUCGUGUAGGCUUACCCUGGCAUGAUGUUUCAAUAACCGUGUAAGUCUCUCUAGGUCAAGGAGACUUAUCAAUAUUUUCACCUGUAUUUACCCCCCAAAAUGAAAGGCUAAUUAGCUUCUAAUGUGGCUAUCAUAAAGAACUACAAAUGCCAUGAUGAUCUGGACGAGACUGCCGAAUCGAGGCAAAGGUAAGAAUCUCUGGAUUAACUAUCUAAUGUUAGCUAAAUUUAGUAAUGAAUAAAUUGGCUAAAUUCCUUUUUAAAUGGGCAAUUCUGUAAACUGUCUUGUGCAAGUUUGAAAUUGACACUACCUGUUAGCAAAGGUGUCAGCUAGAGAUGACGUGCAGGAGCUUGCAGGGAUUUGUAGACUUGCAUGAUGUCUACUUUGAUGCUAAUUAACAUUUUCAAAUCUAAGAGUAAAUAGAGCUGAAUAUAUUGAUAAAAGUCACCUUGUCCAAGAGAGAUUUACAUGGUUAUCAAAGCGUCACGCCAGGGUAAGCCUACACGAAACACAGCCCUUUUUAAAAAGUGUUUCUAAUUCCCUAUGGGAAAAAUGAAUGGUGGAAAAACGAUUGGAACCAUUUCCCUGUUUGACCGCUAGGUUUUAUGGGUAUUAUGACACCUCCACUGAAGGGAACUAUGUGACUUCUAUUAUUGGCCAUAUAAAUCUCACAGAAAAGUUGUGAUACAGCCUGGGAUCGAACCUGGGUCUGUAGUGACGCCUCUAGCACUGCAAUGCAGUGCCUUAGACCGCUGCACCACUCGGUCAUCUAUCUAUAGAUAAAUGCCAACUGAAAGCUACUGGCCCAAAUGAAAAGUAUACUGUCCCGAAUGAAAAUAAUACUGGCUCGGAAAAGCGGAUGAUUCGCGCAUAAUUUCUAUUUUAUCUUUAAUCUGCGGUCAUAGCCUAUAAAGGAGUAGUUCACUAUUUUACAACUUGAAGUUAGAUGGUUCCUCACCCUGUGGGCCAAGAGAAACUGUAAUCAAUCCAUGGUUCAGUUUUCUUUAAACAGCAACUACAAACUUCAGCUAACAUUAGCCACCACAAGCUAACAAUCAAUGGAAGUGAUGGGGGCAUGUGAGCAUGUUAAAGAUGCCCUCAGAUUAAAGAUAAAAUAGAAAUUAUGCGCGCAUCAUCCGCUUUCCUGGGCCAGUAUUAUUUUCAUUCAGGCCAGUAGCUUUCAGUCGGCACUCCUUUUAAAGCUGCAAUAUGUCUUUUUAGGCGACCAACCCACUUUACAUAGAAAUGUGAGAUAUCGAUCUGUCAUUCUCAUCGAAAGCUAGUCUAAGAAGCGGUAUAUCUGUUCAAUGUGCGCUAUUUCUAUGCUUCCCAUUCUUAAGUUUCAUUUUUGCGUCUUUUACUUUCGAUUUUGUACACCAGCUUCAAACAGCUGAAAAUAUAAUAUUGGUUAUGGAAAAUAUAUUUCACAGUGGUUUAGAUGGUACAAUGAUUCUUUAUACUAUACUUGCUUGUUUUGCCACACAAACUGAUAUUAAGCAACUAUUAGAAUUUUAGCAAAAUAAAACAUUUGUGCAAUAUCAAAAAGGGUGUUAUUGUUUGCGAUUUAGUCAGCAGUCUAUAGUUGUAGGGCCCUAUAAAAUCUGUUUUAUAUUUUGCUCAAUUCUGUUUUCCUGGGUUUGUUUUUCCAGGUUGCUGUGUUUUCCUUGUUUUUUCAGGUUUUCACUAUCAAAAUCACACUUUUUUAAUAGAAAAAACAAGACAUUUGUUUUUAUAAGUCCACAACAAUGCUUUAACCACAUCAGGAAACCAUUUUUGAGGUCUGGGAACAAUAAAUAUAUAAAAAAGUUUCUUUGCGGAUGUAGUUGCCCUUUAAUUCAGCACCUAGCAAGAGACAGUUGUUUGGCUAGCUGUGUUUUUGUACUGUACAGUGUAGGCUACAUGUGAUGGCAGAAGUUGUAAAACGAAUGUCCCGCGAUUGAUACAAAUCAUCAUGAUAUCGUUCUGCCAGGUAUGCCUACUUUGCAGUCAACAUUUAAUUGGGAAGGUUUUUUGGGAAAGCCUUUAGAAAUGUUCAUUCAAACAGGGCAGGAUGACUGAAUUGAGCAUUGCAAAGAUUCAACCAAGACUUUGGACCAAACUUUUUGAAUACCUAGUUUGCAUACGCAUUGUUGCCUAAGCAUUUCCUGGUAAAUAUAAGUUGAAACAUCUUUCCUACCUACCAUACACCACUCUCGUUCUUCAGUCUGUCGGCUUGGCCCCUAAGACCCUCAUGAACUUCUACAGAUGCACCAUUGAGAGCAUCCUGUAGGGCUGUAUCACCGCCUUGGGCGGUAACUGCACCGUCCGCAAACGCAGGGUUCUCCAGUGCCCAACACAUCACCGGGGGCACACUGCCUGCCCUCCAUGACAUUUACAGCACCCGGUGUCACAGGAAGGCCAAGAAGAUCAUCAAGGACCUCAGCCACCCGAGCUACGGCCUGUUCACCCCGCUACCAUCAAGAAGGCGGAGCUGAGAGACUGAAAAACAGCUUUUACCUCCAGGCCAUCAGACUGUGGAAUGGUCACCACUAGCCUUAGUCACUAUUCUAGCCGGCUACCACCUGAUACUCUACCCUGCACCUUAGAGACUACUGCCCUAUUUACAUAGUCAUUGAACACUGGUCACUUGAAAAAUGUUUGCAUAGUGUUUUAGCAACUUUAUAUGUAUAUACUGUAUUCUAUAUAACUACUGCUGUACACACCUUUUCUAUUCAUAUAUAUACAUUAGAUGUAUAUAUAUUUAUAUUCCGCUCUCUGACAUUGCUCGUUCUGAUAUUUCUUAAUUUUCUGGAUUAUGUGUGUAUUGUUUGUUUCUUUUUAUUUCUAGAUAUUACUGCACUGUUGGGGCGAGAAACACAAGCAUUUUGCUGCACCUGCUAUAACAUCUGUGUACCUGUGGUCCUCUGUAGCUCAGCUGGUAGAGCACGGCGCUUGUAACGCCAAGGUAGUGGGUUCGAUCCCCGGGACCACCCAUACACAAAAAAAAAAAAUGUAUGCACGCAUGACUGUAAGUCGCUUUGGAUAAAAGCGUCUGCUAAAUGGCAUAUUAUAUUAUUAUUAUUACCUGACCAAUAAACUUUGAUUUGAUUUGAGCUGCUCCAUGUGACAACCAUUUGAGAGCUGCGCGCUCUUGCUACCCGUAAGAUUAUUCAGCUCAAACUAGGUUGUGUGUGGGCGCGUGUGAUUUAUAAUCUACAUAACAAACUAACAGCUUCAGGAAUUCGUCUGUUUUUUCAUCAAUUAUAUACAGUAGCCUAGAUUGAAAAAGAGCAUUAUUACAAUAUUUUUUUCACUUGCCCAAGCGGGCCACUGACGUGGAUGAUUGACUGGCCCGGAGGGUUUCCAAAACAUCCCCGGGCCAGCGGGCAGCCCUGUAUGUUCGAAUCAAAUCAAAUUGUAUUUGCCACAUGCGUCAGUGAAAUGCUUACUUACAAGCCCUUAACCAACAAUGCCGUUUUUAUAUAUAAGUGUUAAGUAAAAAAUAGAUAAAUAAAAAUAAUUAAAGAGCAGCAGUAAAAUAUAAUAACAGUAGGUAGGCUAUACACAAGGGGUACCGGUACAGAGUCAAUGUGUGGGGGCACAGGUUAGUCGAGGUAAUUGAGGUAAUAUGUACAUGUGGGUAGAGUUAAAGUGACUAUCCACAGAUAAUAAACAGAGAGUAGCAGCAGCGUAAAAGAGGGGGUGGGGUGAGGGGGACAAUGCAAAUAGUCUGGGUAGCCAUGAUUAGCUGUUUAGGAGUCUUAUGGCUUGGGGGUAGAAGAUGUUAAGAAGCCUUUUGGACCUAGACUUGGCGCUCCGGUACCGCUUGCCGUGCGGUAGCAGAGAGAACAGUCUAUGACUAGGGUGGCUGGAGUCUUAGACACAUUUUAGGGCCUUCCUCUAACACCGCCUGGUAUAGAGGUCCUGGAUGGCAGGAAGCUUGGCCACAGUGAUGUACUGGGCCGUAUGCACUACCCUCUGUAGUGCCUUGCGGUCGGAGGCCAUACCAGGUGGUGAUGCAACCAGUCAGGAUGCUCUCGAUGGUGCAGCUGUAUAACUUUUUGAGGAUCUGAGGACCCAUGCCAAAUCUUUUCACUCCUGAGGGGGUAGGCUUUGUCGUGCCCUCUUCACGACUGUCUUGGUGUGUUUGGACCAUGAUAGUUUGUUGGUGAUGUAGACACCAAGGAACUUGAAGCUCUCAAACUGUUUUAACUGCAGCCCCGUCGAUGAGAAUGGGGGCAUGCUCAGUCCUCUUUUUUUCCCCUGUAGUCCACAAUCAUCUCCUGUGUCUUGAUCACGUUGAGAGAGAGGUUGUUAUCCUGGCACCACACGGCCAGGUCUCUGACCUCCCUAUAGGCUGUCUCAUCGUUGUUGGUGAUCAGGCCUAACACUGUUGUGUCGUCAGAAAACUUAAUGAUGGUGUUGGAGUCGUGCCUGGCCAUGCAGUCAUGGGUGAACAGGGAGUAAUAAUAAUAAUAAUAAUAAUAAUAUGCCAUUUAGCAGACGCUUUUAUCCAAAGCGACUUACAGUCAUGCGUGCAUACAUUUUUGUGUAUGGGUGGUCCCGGGGAUCGAACCCACUACCUUGGCGUUACAAGCGCCGUGCUCUACCAGCUGAGCUACAGAGGACCACAGUACAGGAGGGGACUGCGCCACACCCCUGAAGGGCCCCCGUGUUGAGGAUCAGCGUGGCAGAUGUGUUGUUACCUACCCUUACCACCUGGGGGCGGCCCAUCAGAAAGUCCAGGAUCCAGUUGCAGAGGGAGGUGUUUAGUCCCAGGGUCCUUAGCUUAGUGAUGAGCUUUGUGGGGUUGGUGUUCCUCUUGUCCAGGUGGGAAAGGGCAGUGUGGAGUGCAAUAGAGAUUGCAUCAUCUGUGGUUCUUUUGGGGCGGUAUGCAAAUUGGAGUGGGUCUUGUGUUUCUGGGAUAAUGGUGUUGAUGUGAGCCAUGACCAGCCUUUGAAAGCACUUCAUGGCUACAGACGUGAGUGCUACGGGUCGGUAGUCAUUUAGGCAGGUUAUCUUCGUGUUCUUGGGCACAGGGACUAUGGUGGUCUGCUUGAAACAUGUUGGUAUUACAGACUCAGUCAGGGACAUGUUGAAAAUGUCAGUGAAGACACUUGCCAGUUGGUCAGCGGAUGCUCGGAGUACAAGUCCUGGUAAUUCGUUUGGCCCUGCGGCCUUGUGAAUGUUGACCUGCUUAAAAGUUGUACUCACAUCGGCUACGGAGAGCGUGAUCACAUAGUAAUCUGGAAUAGCUGAUGCUCUCAUACAUGCUUCAGUGUUGCUUGCCUCGAAGCGAGCAUAGAAGUGAUUUAGGUUGUCUGGUAGGCUCGUGUCACUGGGCAGCUCGCGGCUGUGCUUCCCUUUGUAGUCUGUAAUAGUUUUCAAGCCCUGCCACAUCCGACGAGCUUCGGAGCCGGUGUUGUACAAUUCAAUCUUAGUCCUGUAUUGCCUCUUUGCCUGUUAGAUGGUUCGAUAGAGGGCAUAGCGGGCUUUCUUAUAAGCGUCCGGGUUAGAGUCCCUCUCCUUGAAAGCGGCAGCUCUACCCUUUAGCUCAGGGCGAAUGUUGCCUGUAAUCCAUGGCUUCUGGUUGGGGUAUGUACGUACGGUCACUGUGGGGAAGAUGUCAUCGAUGCACUUAUUGAUGAAGCCAGUGACUGAUGUGGUGUACUCCUCAAUGCCAUCGGAAGAAUCUCGGAACAUAUUCCAGUCUGUGCUAGCAAAACAGUCCUGUAGUUUAGCAUCUGCGUCAUCUGACCACUUCCUUAUUAACCGAGUCACUGGUGCUUCCUGCUUUAAUUUUUUGCUUAUAAGUAGGAAUCAGGAGGAUAGAAUUAUGGUCAGAUUUGUCAAAUGGUGGGCGAGGGAGAGCUUUGUACGCGUCUCUGUGUGUGGAGUAAAGGUGGUCUAGAGUUUUUUUCCUCUGGAUGCACAUUUCAUAUGCGAGUAGAAAUUAGGUAGAAUGGAUUUAAGUUUCCCUGCAUUAAAGUCCCCGGCCACUAGGAGCGCUGCCUCUGGAUGAGCGUUUUCCUGUUUGCUUAUGGCCUUAUGCAGCUCAUUGAGUGCAGUCUUAGUGCCAGAAUCAGUUUAUGGUGGUAAAUAGACAGCCAUGAAAAAUAUAGAUUAAAACUCUUUUGGUAAAUAGUGUGGUCUACAGCUUGUCUUGAGAUACUCUACCUCAGGUGAGCAAAACCUCGAGACUUGAUUUCGUACACCAGCUAUUGUUUACAAAUAUACACAGACUGCCACCCCUUGUCUUACCGGUGUCAGCCGUUCUAUCCUGCCGAUAUAGCGUUUAUCCCGCCAGCUGUAUGUUAUCCAUGUCGUCGUUCAGCCACGACUCGGUGAAACAUAAGAUAUUACAGUUUUUUAUGUCCCAUUGGUAGGAUAUCCGUGAUCGUAGGUCGUCUAUUUUGUCUAUACUUUUUAUGGUAGGUUUAUUUGAACAGUGAGAGACAGAAUAACAGCAAAACAAUCCAGAAAAACGCAUGUCAAAAAUGUUAUAAAUUGAUUUGCAUUUUAAUGAGGGAAAUAAGUAUUUGACCCCCUCUCAAUCAGAAAGAUUUCUGGCUCCCAGGUGUCUUUUAUACAGGUAACGAGCUGAGAUUAGGAGCACACUCUUAAAGGGAGUGCUCCAAUAUCAGCUUGUUACCUGUAUAAAAGACACCUGUCCACAGAAGCAAUCAAUCAAUCAGAUUCCAAACUCUCCACCAUGGCCAAGACCAAAGAGCUCUCCAAGGAUGUCAGGGACAAGAUUGUAGACCUACACAAGGCUGGAAUGGGCUACAAGAGCAUCGCCAAGCAGCUUGGUGAGAAGGUGACAACAGUUGCUGCGAUUAUUCGCAAAUGGAAGAAACACAAAAGAACUGUCAAUCUCCCUCGGCCUGGGGCUCCAUGCAAGAUCUCACCUCGUGGAGUUGCAAUGAUCAUGAGAACGGUGAGGAAUCAGCUCAGAACUACACGGGAGGAUCUUGUCAAUGAUCUCAAGGCAGCUGGGACCAUAGUCACCAAGAAAACAAUUGGUAACACACUACGCCGUGAAGGACUGAAAUCCUGCAGCGCCUGCAAGGUCCCCCUGCUCAAGAAAGCACAUAUACAUGCCCGUCUGAAGUUUGCCAAUGAACAUCUGAAUGUUUCAGAGGAGAACUGGGUGAAAGUGUUGUGGUCAGAUGAGACCAAAAUGGAGCUCUUUGGCAUCAACUCAACUCGCCGUGUUUGGAAGAGGAGGAAUGCUGCCUAUGACCCCAAGAACACCAUCCCCAUCGUCAAACAUGGAUGUGGAAACAUUAUGCUUUCGGGGUGUUUUUCUGCUAAGGGGACAGGACAACUUCACCGCAUCAAAGGGACGAUGGACGGGGCCAUGUACCGUCAAAUCUUGGGUGAGAACCUCCUUCCCUCAGCCAGGGCAUUGAAAAUGGGUCGUGGAUGGGUAUUCCAGCAUGACAAUGACCCAAAACACACGGCCAAGGCAACAAAGGAGUGGCUCAAGAAGAAGUACAUUAAGGUCCUGGAGUGGCCUAGCCAAUCUCCAGACCUUAAUCCCAUAGAAAAUCUGUGGGGGGAGCUGAAGGUUUGAGUUGCCAAAUGUCAUUCUCGAAACCUUAAUGACUUGGAGAAGAUCUGCAAAGAGGAGUGGGACAAAAUCUCUCCUGAGAUGUGUGCAAACCUGGUGGCCAACUACAAGAAACGUCUGACCUCUGUGAUUGCCAACAAGGGUUUUGCCACCAAGUACUAAGACAUGUUUUGCAGAGGGGUCAAAUACUUAUUUCCCUCAUUUAAAAUGCAAAUCAAUUUAUAACAUUUGUGACAUGCGUUUUUCUGGAUUUGUUUGUUGUUAUUCUGUCUCUCACUGUUCAAAUAAACCUACCAUUAAAAUUAUAGACUGAUCAUUUCUUUGUCAGUGGGCAAAUGUACAAAAUCAGCAGGGGAUCAAAUACUUUUUUCCCUCACUGUAAAUGCCUAACCAGCAUGUGCAUUUUUGGUCUUUUGCCUCCCUUAGGCAUAUUUCACACUGAUUAGUGAAGGAGGAGAGACCAUGUGGAAGUCACAUGAACAACAAGGAUGAGGCAAAAACAACUGGGAGGAAACUUGUUGAGGAGAGGACUGCUGCCGCCCAACUUCUCCCUCCGAUUGGGGAUUUGCUGCUUGACAGCCUAGCAUCCCCUGUCCCACCCGCCACCCAAACAUAUGCAAUGAACAGCACUACUCAGCCCCCUGCCAUCAUAGACAGGGAUGUCGCAGUCAGCUCCGUGUUGGUACCAUUCUUCCUCAUUACCUUCAUCGGGAUAGCUGCAGCUGUGGUGAGUGGCUAACAGGGACAUCACAUGUUGGCCUACAGUGAUACAGUUAAGAAUUUCUACUUUGACGAGCUACGGCUUUAGAUUAUUACUUUUUUGAACCACCUUUUUUUUAUUGCAGGUGAUGUAUGUGCGCAGGAAGAGAAGGUAACUUGCUUUUAUUAAUUGCUUUUAUUCUCUUCCUUAUUGCUCUCAGCAGGUGUAUGGUUACUUCUUAAAUUGGCCAACUCCUUUUGAACAAUACACAGAAAUCCUGCAAUAAUGUCCAAAAAGUGUAUUUUUACAUUGGUCACCAUGUCACGGUAUACUCCUUUCCUAUUGUGUGUUUCAGAAUUGACAGGCUCCGGCACCAGUUGCUUCCAGUCUAUACCUAUGACCCCUCAGAAGAAUUACAUGAAGUUGAACAGGAAAUGCUGUGGAAAGAGGAAGAUACUAAGGUAUGAUUUCACCCUCAUCUUUGUCUAUGAAUCAAUUGAUAAGCUGCAGUAAGAUCCCUCCCUAUGUGGCACUUUUAUCCCAUACAUACGACUAAUAAAACCUACAACUUUUACAAACACUAGAUGGCGACAUUGGCCACGCAAAAAAUAGGUAUUUUUAUGUAACGUCGUCACAGAUGAAAGAAGGAGACGGAUGUCUCACAGGAUGUAUACAUCUGAAGUAUCCAUUUAGAACUUCUACUCACCACCACAUAUGGUGAUGAGAGGAAGUCCAGUGGCGGGAGGUGUGAGAAGAUGGAGCUAGAUAGAAUUUGGCCGACAUAGUGCAAAUGUUCUCAUCGAUGAAACAUUCGAUAUCAAUACAGUUUUCUGUUCCCAAAAUUACAAUAUUUUAUAAACAGUUUUGUAGACUUGACCCUUUGCCAAUGUUUCAAGAACUUGCAUUGUUUAGAAGGAGUGCAAAGGCAAAUUGAGAUAUUGCACAUUCACACUUCACAGAGAAGGCAUUCACUACAUGCUAAAACGCGCCAAUAGGAUCUCGCUAGCCCGUGCUUGACUCUGUCCACCCACCUCCUUGCUUGUUCUACAUUUACAUUAUAGUCAUUUAGCAGGCGCUCUUAUCCAGAGCGACUUACAGUUAGUGCAUACAUUAUUUAAAUAAAUACAAAUUCAUACUGGCCCCCCGUGGCGUUGCAAACGCCAUGCUCUACCAACUGAGCUACAUCCCUGCCGGCCAUUCCCUCCCCUACCCUGGAUGACGCUGGGCCAAUUGUGCGCCGCCACAUGGGUCUCCCGGUCGCGGCCGGCUAUGACAGAGCCUGGAUAUGAACCAGGAUCUCUAGUGGCACAGCACAGCCUUAGACCACUGCGCCACUCGGGAGGUCUGCCCACUAUGCUUCAUUUGCUCCUAUUGGAAAUGACGGUAAUGAGAUAUCUUGGGUUAGUUGCCAGUAUCUUUGAUGUAGUAGUAUCAAAUGGAGCAGCUUGUGGCUCAUCUUUGUAAAAAAAUAAAGAUCAGGCAAGAAAGUGGAGCUGUAGGAUAAUCUUUGCUCCCUUUUAGGAAGAUUUUAUGAAUGACGAUAUUAACGAAUGUAGACAUUUAUUUGAGAACUUGGUCAAAUAUAAAGGUAGGUUUAUUUUGCGGAGAUCUGGUACAACUAAUUACCCUCGCUUAUAUGUGAAUUAGAGUUCGGAGCAGUCUGACCGCACGUUGGAUGCCUUUCUAUCUGAUUCUCCCAGAGAAUUGUCACCUGACGUGCUAUCGCUUUACAUUUGCGCGCGGUAUAAAUUGCGUGUCGUCCACGUGGGGGAAAACUCUCAGAGUUGGAUCUGUUGGCGCUUGAGCUGUCGUUUCCGACAUGGGUGUAAGUCAAUUAAGCGUUAGGCACUUUGUGGGUCACUUAAGAUAUUUGCACAAGGUGUUGACUUCAAAUGCAUGCCAUAUACAACAGUAAUGAGGAAGAUCCGACUGUCUGAGUUUAUCUCAAAUCUAGUAUGUCUUCAGGUGGUGAAGGGUUGGGCACGGUCCUACCAGCAGCAACGUCCCCUGUUGAUGAAAGAUGCCCAUGCAUGAGUGUGUUGGAGCAGGACAUCGAUCUGUGCCAUUCUACAGAUCAGUGGAGUUAACCCUUGAGAUGCCAGAUUUCUCAAUCAUUCAACGCAAAGGGGUUUUAAGAAAGCAUGAUACUUGAGAACAGCCUGUCAUGCCUUCGCAUCAUCAUCUUUGUCAUUACCAUCAUCAUCAUCCAUCCAUCAGUCAUCAACAUCUCUGUUGGAGCAUUUACUUUGUACAGCGUCAACCUCUAAGCUAAGGGGUGGUUGGGUAUUAUGUGAACCUCUGAUGCCCUGCCCGUGUUCCCGAAAGCUGCGCCAUACACUAAACCACGACACGUUGGCUAACUACUGGUGGACAUUAUUUAUUUGAGAUUAUUUAUUUGUUUUUAAAAACUGUGUUUGUGUGUAUGAUGAUGUGGGUGUUACUGAAACAUUUGCCUUAAUGUCUAUUGUUGCUGUUUUAAGUAGUACUAUACCAGUGAGAUUAGCAAAGCCUUGACCUUGGGUGGGAUGCUUCCCAUUGUACUACUAGUUUUAGUGGUGUAAAAUUAGGUUACUAUGUCCCUCACUAUUCAAUGUCAUAAGUUACACAGAUGUGCAGUGAAUCAAUUUGAGUCCUUAAGUUACUUUAUUUUUCCUGUUUGUUGCACUGUGGUAAUGAAUACCAUUAUCAAAGCAACCAAACUAAUUCCUCCUCCUCGUCAUCAUCCAGAUAUGUGAUGAUGAAACGGUGGUCAAAAGAGAAAGCAAGAUUAAUUCCUGUUCUUUCUCUAUUUUGUUUCACUUAAGUUGAGUUUCAAACAUUACAUUCAGAAAGAGGAUGUGCAGAGAGAGAACCCUCUGGCUGUAUCGGGGAUGUCACAUGAUGGCCAAUGAAUGUAGCUAGUCAAUCAGCCUCCCCUACCCUACCCCACCCACUCCUCUCCACUAUUUAGCUGUGACUACUGCCCUAAACAUGUCCUGUUGGGAAGACAGGGCAACAGGAUGAUUGUUCUUCUAGCAGAAGAAUCCAUUUAGAAGAAUGUCAUAGGCCUGACUGUAUGCAGUACUCAGGAAAUCUCAUGUCUUUAAAAGAAUGAGUGAACAGUGAUUCAUCCUUGAAUAAUGUGCUCUAGUCUAAGUUACCCACCUUUCCUCCUUGCAUUUGUGAAUGUCAUAUAUUCAGGAUGCAAGAUGAAGGCUCCCAUUGAAAUCAAUAAUCUUAUCAGCGCAUGUAUAUGUAUGUAGGAAUCCACUCUAAGAAUGUAAACAGGGAAAUAUAUAUCAUGUAUUUCAAUAUAUUUGAAUGUGAAAUUGAGAAUUUUGACUUGAAUAAUGGACCUUUUCCCUGAAUGCUAACUGCUACGUGUUACGCUCCACUAUUUAUGAUUCCCAUGCACAUUAAACAUAUAAUAAUGCAUUUGAUUGAAAUGCAGAGUUUGUUCUGAAAAGAAAAUACAGGAUAGACUACUGAUGAAAAUACAAACUUUAAAUGUAAUUUUGAUAUCACUGUUAUCAAGGGUUUGCACACUAUUGUUCAAGACUGUGAUUAUUUUUGUUGCUUUUCAAUUGAAGCGCUGAUUUCACUGUCCAUGAAGUAAACUUGUAUGUAUGUUAGUGAGAAUAUGGACUUUUUAUAGAUGGUCUGGAUGUAAAGCAAAAAUAAAAUGGAAAGAGGAGUUAAUAAAUGUGUGUAUUUAUUGAU